Salmo salar (Atlantic salmon) is the source of this 5021-nucleotide messenger RNA. RefSeq names its product adaptor related protein complex 2 subunit beta 1 (gene ap2b1). Lineage: Eukaryota; Metazoa; Chordata; Actinopteri; Salmoniformes; Salmonidae. Gene Ontology annotation, cellular component: clathrin adaptor complex; membrane coat. Gene Ontology annotation, molecular function: clathrin binding. Gene Ontology annotation, biological process: vesicle-mediated transport; intracellular protein transport. The record is from RefSeq and is a predicted model, not a curated record.
CUUUCUGGCUCCGACGCCCUUCACUCAUUUUGUUUUUCGGGAGUGCUGUCUUUCCACGGCUAGCUAUCCCUUUGCGGUAAUCAAGGAGGAAAAACAUCUUUCAAAUUGUGGAAUAACGUCACUCACCCUAGCGACGUAUUUUCUUAUUGAAAUGACCUAAAAACAAAUUUGAAGAACAUCUACAAUGACUGACUCAAAAUAUUUUACAACAAAUAAAAAAGGGGAGAUCUUUGAGCUGAAGGCAGAGCUGAACAAUGAGAAGAAAGAGAAGAGGAAGGAGGCAGUGAAGAAGGUCAUUGCGGCUAUGACUGUGGGCAAGGAUGUCAGCUCCCUCUUCCCAGAUGUGGUGAACUGCAUGCAGACUGACAACCUGGAGCUGAAAAAGCUGGUCUACCUGUACCUGAUGAACUACGCCAAGAGCCAGCCCGACAUGGCCAUCAUGGCUGUCAACAGCUUUGUCAAGGACUGUGAGGACCCUAACCCCCUGAUCCGUGCCCUGGCCGUGCGCACCAUGGGCUGCAUCCGCGUGGACAAGAUUACAGAGUACCUGUGUGAGCCGCUGAGGAAGUGUCUGAAGGACGAGGACCCAUACGUGAGAAAGACAGCAGCAGUGUGCGUGGCAAAGCUCCACGACAUCAACGCCCAGAUGGUGGAGGACCAGGGUUUCCUGGACUCCCUCAGGGAUCUCAUUGCCGACUCCAACCCUAUGGUGGUGGCCAACGCGGUGGCAGCUCUGUCUGAGAUUAGUGAGUCCCACCCCAACAGCAACCUGCUGGACCUCAACCCACAGAACAUCAACAAGCUGCUGACAGCCCUCAACGAGUGCACAGAGUGGGGCCAGAUCUUCAUCCUGGACUGCCUGUCCAACUACAACCCCAAAGAUGAGCGCGAGGCCCAGAGCAUCUGCGAGCGGGUCACGCCCCGUCUCUCCCACGCCAACUCGGCGGUGGUGCUGUCGGCUGUCAAGGUGCUGAUGAAGUUCCUGGAACUGCUGCCCAAGGAGUUGGACUACUACAACACCCUGCUGAAGAAGUUGUCCCCCCCACUGGUCACCCUUCUCUCUGGGGAGCCAGAGGUCCAGUAUGUGGCCCUCAGGAAUAUCAACCUCAUCGUCCAGAAAAGGCCUGAGAUCCUUAAGCAGGAGAUCAAGGUGUUCUUUGUCAAGUACAAUGACCCCAUCUACGUCAAACUGGAGAAACUGGACAUCAUGAUUCGCCUGGCCUCCCAGGCCAACAUAGCUCAGGUUUUGGCUGAGCUGAAGGAGUAUGCCACCGAGGUAGACGUUGACUUUGUGCGUAAGGCAGUGAGGGCCAUCGGGCGCUGUGCCAUCAAAGUGGAGCAAUCUGCUGAGCGCUGUGUGAGCACCCUGCUGGACCUCAUCCAGACCAAGGUCAACUAUGUGGUGCAGGAGGCCAUCGUGGUCAUCAGGGACAUCUUCCGCAAAUAUCCCAACAAGUAUGAAAGCAUCAUCGCCACACUGUGUGAGAACCUGGAUUCUCUGGACGAGCCGGAUGCGCGUGCCGCCAUGAUCUGGAUCGUGGGCGAGUACGCUGAGAGGAUCGACAAUGCCGACGAGCUGCUGGAGAGCUUCCUGGAGGGCUUCCAUGACGAGAGCACGCAGGUCCAGCUCACUCUUCUCACAGCCAUCGUCAAGCUUUUCCUCAAGAAGCCCUCUGAGACUCAGGAGCUGGUGCAGCAGGUCCUCAGUCUGGCCACACAGGACUCCGACAACCCUGAUCUGCGUGACAGGGGUUACAUCUACUGGCGCCUGCUGUCCACCGAUCCGGUAACGGCCAAGGAGGUGGUCUUGUCUGAAAAGCCUCUGAUCUCGGAAGAGACAGACCUGAUUGAGCCCACCCUGCUGGACGAGCUCAUUUGCCACAUUGGCUCCCUGGCCUCCGUCUACCACAAGCCCCCCAACGCCUUCGUGGAGGGCAGCCACGGCAUCCAUCGCAAGCACCUGCCCAUCCAGCACGGCAGCAUUGACACAGGCGAGAGCCCUGUGAGCGCAGGGCCAGCGGUCCCUAUUGAACAGGCCCAGUCAGUCAUCCCCUCCCAGGGAGACCUGCUGGGAGACCUGCUCAACCUGGGUCCCCCCGUCAAUGUGCCCCAGGUCUCCUCCAUGCAGAUGGGCGCUGUCGACUUGCUGGGCGGAGGCCUCGACAGCCUGCUCGGGGGAGACCUGGGAGGAGGUGUUGGGGGAAGUCCAGCAGUGGGACAGAACUUUAUUCCCUCGUCAGUUCCCAACACGUUCGCCCCAUCGCCGACUCCUGCAGCGCUCAGCAGCGGCCUCAACGACCUGUUUGAGCUCUCCACAGGCAUGGCCAUCACCACAGGAGGCUAUGUUACCCCCAAAUCUGUAUGGCUGCCUGCAGUGAAAGCUAAAGGACUGGAGAUCUCAGGCACAUUCUCCCGCCGACAGGGCCAAAUGUACAUGGACAUGACCUUCACCAACAAGGCCUUGCAGCACAUGACCGACUUCGCUAUCCAGUUCAACAAGAACAGUUUCGGAGUGAUCCCCACCACCCCUCUGCCCAUCCACAAUCCACUGAUGCCCAGCCAGAGUAUUGAAGUUUCCCUGCCUCUCAACACCAUUGGGCCAGUCAUGAAGAUGGACCCACUGAACAACCUACAGGUGGCUGUGAAGAACAACAUUGACGUUUUCUACUUCAGCGGGCUAAUCCCACUCAACAUCUUCUUCGUGGAGGAUGGCAAAAUGGAGCGACAGGUGUUCUUGGCCACCUGGAAAGACAUCCCCAAUGAGAACGAGCUGCAGUACCAGAUUAAGGAGUGCCACUUAAAUGCAGACACGGUGUCGGGGAAGCUGCAGAACGACAACAUCUACACCAUCGCCAAGAGGAAUGUGGAGGGCCAGGAUAUGCUCUACCAGUCCCUCAAGCUCACCAACGGCAUCUGGAUCCUGGCUGAGCUCCGCAUCCAACCCGGCAACCCCAACUACACACUGUCCUUGAAGUGCCGGGCUCCUGAGGUGACCCAGUAUGUCUACCAGGUGUACGACUCAGUCCUGAAGAACUGAACUCUCUCUGUCCACUCACCACCCUCCACUCCACACCUCUCUCCAAGAACAAACAGCAGCUGUUAGCAUUCUAGUCAUGCAUUAUUCCUCUCCACCAUCCUUACCUCCAUGGGAGAAUGUGACAUCCCCAGUCCAUCCUUAACUAAAUGUCUUAAUGUCGUAAAACGUGGUUGAUGGUGAAGCUCUCCAAAAAAGAAGAAACCUUUCAUAUUCACUAAGCCAUCGCCCCACCUCUUUGUACUGUAUUUCCAAUAUUGAAAAGUGUAAUAUCAUAUAUGUUUUUGUGUCUAUUCUUUUUAAUGCUUUUUAUUCUUCCGUGGUACUUUUCCUACUUGCCCAACCAUACUCGAUUGAGUGCCAUCUACCAGGCCUUGCAGGAGCCGAAGUUGCCAGUUCAACCAGUUGCUAAGUCUCCAUGAUGCAACAAGUACCAUUCUGAGCCAAUAUGGCAGUGGUGAGAGCAGAGCCAGGGAACAUGAAAUAGAUUUUAAUGCAUUAGUGGAUUUCAUUCUGUUCUCGUUUUAGUAACCACUAUUUAUGGUAGCUAUUAUUAUGUUUGCUCCCAUCUGCCAUUCCUUUUUUACUGGUAUUUGCAGGCAGCUGAUCAUUUCAUGCUUCUCAUCCCUUUUCUGAUUGCUCGAUCUGCCACAACAAUCAAACACCACUAUAGCCAUUCCUAGAUUUCCAAUAAUCCAUGUCCCUUUGCUGGUUUUGUGGUGCAGUAUUAAUGAAUAUGCCAAUUGCGAGUGUGGAAUGAGUUGUCCAUUCUGUACUGCUGUUCUCAUGUUACAUUGAUUCCAAUGAGAUAGUAUGCAUUAUUCUUUAAUUGUAAGAUUGUUAUUGAUAUUCCAUUUGCAGCUGUUCAUCUAAACAGAACUAAACCCCAAACCCAGGGUCAAUAUCAGUUGAUAUUUUGCUUAGUAGGGAACAACCCCAUACUGUCAUCAAUGACAUGCCUAGUGUAUGUAUUUGUGUUAUUGUGCUGUUAAAACCACCUCCCUGGCAUUGCUUUAUCCUGAACAUGGAGGAUAUGUAGUGCUUGCAGCCCACCUAAAGGACCAGGGUCACCCCUCUAUGAUUAUACUGUGCAGUGACCUGGUAUAGUUUGUAGACAUGAAGUUCUGUACAACUAAUGAAAGAUUAUUAUAUUACUACCAGAAUAAGUGUGCUUGAAAUCCAUAACAGAAAAACAGUGGCACUAUAUUCCAGUUAUGUACCAAGUCCUCAUGUGGAAAGUGAUCUAAAUAAGUUUUAUUUAUAAAUGUAUACAAACUGAUGGGAUUUUAAUAUGCCAUAUCUCUAUGGCCAUUGUUGUUAUACCUCUGCUAGUUGAGCUCAAACAUUUUAAUCAUUUUAUUUAAGCCAAUGUAAAAAGCAGUCUCAAGGGUACCAAUUGUGUUUGUGACUUUGGCUUCUUAAUUGUAUUGUUGCCAUACAUGCUGAUGUGCCUGUGAACCUGCAAUAGAAGCAGUGUCUAAUGCGCCCAAGAAAUCUUAGCGGUCUGUUUUCUUCACUCUCAAAACGACACUUAGCUACAUGGGAAGGUCUGAUCUUUGGCCACAGUUUGAUUGUAUGUGUCCCCAGCAAGAUGUUGGGUAACACUUUUUUUGGAUAGUCUGUAGAGCAUCUAGAUGGACUAUCUACUAACCCUAGCUCUGACCCUAAACUUAACCCUUACCCUAACACUUAUUCUAAACCAAACCGUAACCUGGUAGUAUGACCAGAUGUUAUUAUAAAGGCGUAUUUGGUUCUGGCUUUCCCACCCAGAACUAAGUGUGAGAAAAAUGUUUCAUGUACCUUCUCAUAAGCCCAGCAACCAGGAAUAGGCCUACAGAACAGCUGUAGGAGGAAAUAAUGUGACAACUGAAAUGACCAUUUUUUUUAGCCUUCUCCUCAAGCUAGCCUGUUGAUCCUGCAUCACUCCUCAUCCUCAACUUGUCACUGUAUCCGCUCUUAUUUCAAUAAAAUAUCUGUUAUAAACUUA